Messenger RNA from Mytilus californianus (California mussel), 7277 nucleotides. RefSeq names its product WAS/WASL-interacting protein family member 2-like. Gene Ontology annotation, biological process: actin filament polymerization. Gene Ontology annotation, cellular component: actin filament; cytoplasm. The record is from RefSeq and is a predicted model, not a curated record. Bases 332 to 1933 code for a protein of 533 amino acids. Gene Ontology annotation, molecular function: microtubule binding; actin binding. The transcript is spliced from 9 exons. NCBI's taxonomy places the organism in Eukaryota, Metazoa, Mollusca, Bivalvia, Mytilida, Mytilidae.
GCGGAUAUGGGUGUCGUGAUGACCAAUUGCCCUUAUUUGAUACGCCAUCUUUAGGUUUACUGAUGUAGUUCCUGUUGACAAAAAAGUUUGGAGACUCUCUUCCGGGUUAUUUGAAGUACCAUAUUUAUGUUUGUCGAUAACUAAGUGAAUCAGGCUGGAUGAAAAUGCAAAAUACAAAGCCAUAAUACAGCGACAAACAGUUGGUUUGUCCAGUUGUUUCGCAACUCAGCGGUAGGAAUAACAAAAAUAGCUUGUUAAACUGUCACCUUUUUCGUGUGACUUUAUUUGUUGCCAGAAGUCCUACAUAAUAAGACUAUAGAACUCAGCAAGCAUGCCUCCACCUCCACCUCCGCCUCCUGCUCCGCCCUCAGCUCCAGGACCACCCCCUCCAUCUUCAAGUAAAGCCAGUAAGCCAUCUGGCAACAGAGACAGAGGGGCACUACUGGGUCAGAUAAACAACUUCAAAGGAGCAAAGUUAAAGAAAGUACAAACCAAUGAUAGGAGUUCACCAUUAGUAGGGGGUAAAAAGCCUGCAGGGCCUAUGGGAGGAGGAGGACCACCUCCACCUGGUCCAGGGAAGUUUGCUACUGUAGCAGGGCGUACCAGCAAUGCUCAUUCAGAUAUUCCUAACCAAUGGAAAGGCUCACAAGAUGAUGGUCCAGUUGGUGGAGGCCCUCCUGUUGGUCUUGGUGGAUUAUUUGCUGGAGGAAUUCCAAGAUUACCAAAUAAAGGUGGUGCUAAGUUUAAUGUUGGUGGUGGACCAAAAGGUCCUGCUGCUGCUUUUAAGCCACCAGGACGUUCUCCUAAUGGUCCGGUAAAUUUUAGGAAGGAAUCACCAGCAAUGAAUGGACCAUCUUCUAGGCCAGGUGGAGCUCCACCUCCUCCUUCAUCAUCCACAAAACCAAGAUUCAAUUUACACAGGACAAGUAGUAAUGGUGAAAAUUUGGAUAGGACUGAAUUAGCUCCACCCCCUCCACCACCAAGUAAUAAACCAUUUCAUAGGAGUGACGGUAACAUUCACCGCUCAUCAUCAGAAUUUCCUCCGCCACCACCACCAAGCAGUAAAAAACCGAAUUUACAUAACGACAAUAGGAAGAGUGAUAUACCUCCUCCUCCCCCUAGUGGAAAUAAACCUAAUUUUGGUGGGGCACCACCACCACCUCCUAGUGCCAAUAAAUCUAGUGUUAAUGGACCUUCAUGGAAAAAAGGAGGUAGUGCACCACCACCACCUUCCAAUAGUAACAAACCAAAUUCAAAUGGACCAUCAUGGAAAACAGGUGGAACAGUACCCCCUCCCCCACCUUUUUCAUCAAAACCACAAGCUCAAAAUGGAACUUCAUCUGAAGAAAGUCCUAGAGAUUCAAGGUCAAGUAUUGGUAGUAGACCGAGUUCAGGGAUUGCAGGUGGUAUGCCAAGAAACCCUCCUCCACCCCCUCCACCAGGAAGGCCACCUUCAAACAGACCACCAUCAAGUAGUGGCAGACCAUCUAGCAUGGUAGGGAGGCCAUUACCUCCUCCGCCUUCACAGGCUCCUACAGCACCUUCAUCGAAACCUCCCCCUCCUCCAACUAGAGCACCACAAUCAGCAAACCCUCCAUCCAGGGUCAACGCUCCACCACCACCACCUCCUCCAACAAGGACAACAUCUGCAUCACCUGGUACAAGAGGUCCACCGGGCUUAAAGCCCCCGCCACCUCCAAUGAGAGGGCCUUCGACUAAUGGACAUGCUCCACCUCCCCCACAGAGAAGGUCAGGACACUACUCUGGGGGAUCAGAUGAUUUUGAGAACAGAUUUAGGUUUCAUGCAGCUAAUGAACUGCCACCUCCAGAACCAUUCACAGAUUGUAAUAAAACCUUCCCAAGUCGUAAUCCAAGAAAUCCUAAUGAUACAGAUCAAGGUCGACGAGCACCACCACCACCUCCACCCAAAUGAAAAACACAUAUCACUGGUUCAUAGUUCAAAGUGCAAUUCAUAUGGAAGGAUGAUACAGGCAUGUAUGUGGUGUAUGGCAUUAAACAAUUAUGAAGAUGUCUUAAAUUGCAGAUUCAUGCCCUGCAUGCAUCUUGUGAUAUUUAUUUAUGAUGGGGAGGCAGUCAUGUGAUAGUCAUGUGAUCAAGCGAUUCAGUACGGGACUGUUCUGUAAAUGGCUUCAGUAUGAACAAGGAUUCUUUAUAGAGAUGUAAAAUAGUCAUUACCAAUCAGACAGGUGCUUUCAAAGAUUUAUUAUACAAAUUUAUUUAUAGUGAAUUUUCAUGUUUGUGAUGAAUUGCAUCUAAUUUAAGUUAACAUGCUGCAUAUACUUAUCAAGUUUUAUAGAGUUCUGAUGUCAACUAAUAAAAUUAUUGUUGUUAUAUUUUGAUCUGAAGAAUUUUGUUUUAUAGACAGAAUGCACAAAAUAAAGUGUAAAUGAAAUGGUUGAAUAUAAAAAGAAACUGAUAUUUGACUGGUAAAAAUACAUUUUAAAAAAUUGAACAUUUCAUCAAUUUCAUUUUAGAAUGCAAAUGCAUAUAUACCUUGCUAAUUUGUUUUUCUGAUCAGUCAUAAAGUAUACAGAGUAGUAUACAUCACCUUAUUUUGAGAGAAUUUAUAUAUCUUCUCAGAUUGUACAUUAAGUCUCAUUUAUAUGGCAAUCAUUUUAAUUGAUUAUUUAUUAAGUUUCAAUCAUUAAAUUAAGUCAGGAAAGUAGAAAUAAAGGCAAAACAUUUCUAAAAAUAGUCUUUUACCAGUCUUCAGAUAUUAACUCUACCAGACAAGAUUGUAUUGGUAAGAUACACACAGAUCUACAGAUAUAACAUCAUCAUUAUCAUAAGCAUUAGGUAUGUUUAAUAUGUUAUGACGGCUCUUGAUAAAAGCCCAGACCUGCAGGUUAAUGCAGUGAGUAAAACCAUUAAUAAAGAUUAAUUAGUGGCUUAAUCAUAUUUAUCUAGUUAUUAACCAAAAAAAUUAAAUGCUUAGUCAGCAUAAAGUAAACCACAUGUUUAAAUUCAUCUUUAUAUUACAAUUGUAUAGAAGACAGAAGAGUGCUGUAAUGUGAAUAGUUUGCUAAUUUAUUCUUCCAUUAUUUUUACAAUUCUGCCUAUAAUUGUCUGUACUUAUUACUAGGGUAAUAACACUUGUUGUAUUUGCACUAUUUAUUUUAUUGUAAUAUAAUUGCUUUGACCUUUAUAUACAUUGGGAUUAUCAUAAACAUGCAGUCCCAUACAUGUAGGUACAAUUUUGAAGUAAAGUGUUUCCUGGUUGAGUUAAUUUACUUUUCAGUAGUAUUAUGCCUUUCUUUUAAAAAAAAAAGAGAUCUAUCUUAAUUUGAACAGGCAAUUAUAAUCAAUUCAAUAUUUUUAUUGGAAUUUAUAUCUAGGAUUGUGUUUAAGAAUAUGUGACACAGCUACUGGAGUGACCAGUUUUUUAUGGGUUCUUUUGUGGAAACUUUUAUAAAAAUAUCCUUGAUUUAGUCUUUUUGGUGGCAAGAGGUAAACAAAAAUUAAAGUAAAAUAUGGAAAAAUCAGAGGUCAAAGAAUAGAGGCUAUUUGGUUUAAGUAUUUACUUUUGACUGCUGCUUUCCCAUGUAUAUCUAUGGUAUAUUUUAUUUUAUUCCUUUGUAUUAUAACAAGACAACAAUCAGAAAAUAUAGAAAUCAAAAGAUGUGUUUUUUUCCUAUAGUGUGCUGGGCACAAUAUGUACCUUCAGCAUUGGUGAUUGAGUAAAUUAUUUUGAUGUAUUUGACUAAAAGAUAUUUUCAUAGAUGUAAGUAAUACAGUUCAUUUAUCAUGGGCAUUAUAUUGAGUUGGCUAUAAUACAUGCUUUGCAUUCCCCAAUGGAGACCUUUUAUACUGUUCAAAUUGAUAAGGAAACAUAAAAAUAAUAUUUAGACUUUCUGUCCUCAAAAGAAAUGAAAUGAGGGAGAACGAAAUUUUAACCAAGUUUAAUUCUUUCAUGAACAGAUGUGUUCUUUGACAAGACAUUACAGUUUUGGUGUGAAGUUUUCCCCUAUAUAUGAGUUAUACAACAAAAAAUGGCAGCAAAAUAUUGACUAUUUGAUUUGCAAAUUCCUUAAAAAUAUUUUCAAACUGAAAAUGUAUUUUAUAUUUAUCUAUUCAUUGACCAAAAAUAGAAUUAUAUCAUUAAAAAGCUUUGUAAAAUAACAAUCUGUAAAAGUCAUCAGUCUUCACUUGUCCAACCCUACUCUUAAGUUUGUGUUUAUUUAAAAGGUCUCCAUUGUCUUCACCAUUCCGCUUUUUAACCUGUCUCUAUAUAGGUGUGAAUGUGUGUAUAUUUUGCAGAAGAUGUUUUGUAUGUUAGUUGGGUAUUUUUGUUAUGUUUUUAUAAACAUUUGUUAGUUUCACCACACAUGGAUUUGCAAAAUAGGUAAAUUAUAUUUUUCUGCUUGUUUAACAUCAACAUUCAUUUUAAUCAAUGAGCUAUUGGAUUUUGAUGUUUAGUUUUUCAGAUGCAAAGCAGUUUUGAUAGGUUUAUAAGUUAUAAAUGUCAUUAGCCAGUAUUAAAACAUUUAUAUGCAUUUGCAGAUAAAUAACCACAUGUUUUGUAUUUUGCGUUAUUAUUAAAAAGGCCUCUGAUAAACUGUUAUGAAUAAAAUAACCAGUCUUCUUGAAAAAUCCUAUGCAUCUCUUGUAUGUUCUACGAUACAAAAGUUUUGCAGGUGUUAAUAAUUUUUCAUUUACUUUCAUUUCAUAUGAUAUAGAAGUUAAGUAUUUCAACAAAUUUAGUUAUUUGGCAUGGUUAUAAAGCAUAUGUAUCUAAGUAACCUUAAUAGUAAAUUUAUAGCAAUUAAACAUAAAGAUAACCUUAUCAACAUGUGGACUUUUUAUUUGAUCACCAUGAAACAAAAUGUAAAAAAUGAUAUAAUCUCAUUAAAAAUACACUCAUUAGUAAAUGUCAUUCUACCUUGUAUUGAUGCCUGAAUUCUAUUAUUCCAGACUGUGACACAAAGAAGCAUAUAUUUGCAUUGAUGCACAUGUGUCAGUAUGAUUGAAAACUUAACUGAAGUUCAAUUCAAGCAUAUAUGUUAUGCCAUUAAUUUCUAUAAAUGUAUUGUAAAUGCUAAGAAAUUUCUUAUUUAGGCUUAUCAAAAAAAUUUGCUUUGUGGUAUAUUUUUCAUGACAAUUUUUCACCUUCAGUCAAAUACUAUAACAGUGCCUGUAGUAUCUUAUCUCGCUUUCAUUCAUUUUUUUUUUAAAAUAACUGCAAUUUCUACAUCAUAUAAUUCUGAGUUCAAAUUUCAAGAUUGAUAAAAAAAAAUCUGAAAUUUAUUCAUUUGUAAGGAUAUAUGAAUUGGUUUAAUUGUAUCACCUGACAGCCUCCAUGUGUAACAAUACAUUGUGGUCACUUCACCUUUCCAUGACAGCCUCCAUGUGUAACAACACAUUGUGAUCACUUCUGUCACCUUUCCCUGUCAUUGCCACACUUUGUUGAUCUACAAUUCCUUGAAAACAAGCCAGACAGAAAUCAACCAAAUUUGCACCGAUUCUUUAACAGCGUAUGAAGUUGUGCUCUUGCUAUUUUAAUUUUUAGGGUUUCCAAUGCCAAAACAUGGACAUAAACAUUUCUCUGAUAUCUUUUUGUAAAUCUGCAUUUCUUUAAAACGACAUGACAGAAUUCAACCUAACUUGCAUAGAUUCUUCUACAGAACAUGAAAUUGUGCAUUGCUAUUUAAAUUUUUGAUUUGAAUGAUUUUUAGGGGUAAAUCUAAAACAUGUCUUUGGAAAGUUUAAAACCUUUUUGUCGAGCCUGCGACUUUUGUCGCAAAAGCGAGACAUAGCAAUCCUACAGCGACGGCGACAUCCACAAAUAUUCACUCUGUGUUUAAAGUAUUUGAAAUUUUAAUAACUUUCUUAAACUAUCCUGGAUUUGUACCAAACUUGGACAGAAGCUUGUUUAUGAUCAAAAGCUAGUAUCUAGAAGGAAAUUUUGUAAAAAUUUAUUUCCUGUUUUUCCGUAUAUAACUUAUAAAUGGACUUAGUUUUUCUUCCAGUUAACCUUACAUACAGUCUGUAGUUAAAAGUUUUUAAAUCAUUUAUUAGAUUCAUAAACCAUUCUGGAUUUUUACCAAACUUGGACAGAAGCUUCUUACAAUCAAAAGAUAGUAUCUAUAGGAAAAUUUUUAAUAAUUUUUUCCCCAUUUUGUUGAGCCUGUGACUAGCAGCAAAAGUAGGCGAGACAUUGGGUUCCGCGGAACCCUUACGAAUUUUUAUUUUAAUUAUUGGACUCAUUUUUUUAUCUCUUGAAAGGAACAAUGGCUUAAGAUUCUAUAAACAUUUAGAUAUUAUUUAUGGCAGUAUUUAUGUUUUUACAUUUAAUUAUGUCCUAUUUUGAUGUUACUAGAUGAUCUGCUAAAAUAAACCUGAUAUUAAAUCAAUUUGUAUGUUGUACUCCUGAAAUCAUUGUGUUCAAACUUAUCAUUUAUUAUUUUCUUAAAUAGAACUUUGCCUGUCAAUACAACUGGAGCUUUCAACCAUUUAUUAGUGUUAGUCUGUUUAAUUUCCUUGAUUUUAAUAAUAAUAAUAAUCAAUACAAUAUUUAUAAAGCGCUUUUUAUAAUAACAACAAUAACUCUAAGCGCUUCACAUUUGAAAAUAAAUAAAAUACAAAAAUACAUAAAACAUAAAUUACAAAGCACCAACUUACAAGAAUCAAACAAGCAUAUAAAAAUUAAUAAAAUACUAAAAAUGAAAAAUGCAUGUACCCUAAAAUAUACAAAAAACAGUCUAAAACUAAUGCAGUCAAUUUUGCUCUGUCUCUUAACAUUAGCUGAUUAUUAGUUAUGCUGUUAAAAGACAAGAUUAUCUUAUAUUAUAAAGGGGUAGUUGUGUUUACUUAAAAAAAAAAAUUGUUUAAAUUCACUCCUUUUUUUUUAGCAUAAAUAAAUGUAAAAAAAACUUUUGUUUUUCAUUUAUUAUAACAUAAGUAUCAGCAAAUCAGUGUCUUUGUAAAUACAGUCUUUUUUAUACAUUGAUCUAAACAUAAAUUCCUUUUUAAGAAAUCAAACUAGACUAAGUUUUGAUAAUCAAUAAAUUAAUGAAAAUUAGAAUGAAUAGUUUAUUGACCCUUUAAAUUGAAACAAAAUGUAGUGAAUAAGCAGUUUGUUAUUACUUGAAUGUUAUAUUUUGUUUGUUUGUUUGUUAUGAGUGUUAUUUAUGGAUGGUAGUGUAUAUAACAUAUCCAUGAAUCUUCCAAUUAUAUAUGUAUAUAGAAAAUGAACAAUGAUAUAGAUUAUAUCAUAUUGUAAAUAUAAUGUAUAUCUAUAAUAAAUGAUACAAUUUUAA